Fukomys damarensis (Damara mole-rat) is the source of this 1575-nucleotide messenger RNA. RefSeq names its product ketohexokinase (gene Khk). The coding region runs from base 299 to 1351 and encodes 350 amino acids. The record is from RefSeq and is a predicted model, not a curated record. Gene Ontology annotation, biological process: fructose metabolic process. The transcript has 9 exons. Gene Ontology annotation, molecular function: ketohexokinase activity. Lineage: Eukaryota; Metazoa; Chordata; Mammalia; Rodentia; Bathyergidae.
AAACCAGCGGGUCAGCCGCUGGCGCCGCAGGUGCGGUGCAAGGAAGGGGCCGCGUGUGGCGCAGUGUCGCGCGCUUUCGCUUCGCAGUCGUUGCCUAGUCUGACGAGAGAGAAAAUAGGCCCAGGAGUGGGAGGAGUGCCCAGAAAUAGUGCGGUCCGGGCUCCCUGGAGGAGGAGCCCAGAGCGAAGGAGGAGGAGAAGGAGGAGGCGGGCAGCUCGGAGCGCGACGCGGCGUCGCAUAAGAGCAGAGCCGCCGGCAGCCGGUCCGCCGGGCUGCCAGGAGCUCUGGCAGCGGCCUCAUGGAGGAGAAGCGGAUUCUGUGCGUGGGGCUGGUGGUGCUGGACGUGAUCAGCGUGGUGGACCAGUACCCGGAGGAGGACACGGACCGCAGGUGCCUGUCCCAGCGAUGGCAGCGUGGUGGCAACGCGUCCAACUCCUGCACCGUCCUCUCGCUGCUUGGAGCCCCCUGUGCCUUCAUGGGCUCCCUGGGCCCUGGCCACGUUGCUGAUUUUGUCCUGGACGACCUCCGCCGCUAUUCCGUGGACCUACGCUACUUGGUCUUUCAGACCGUGGGCUCCAUCCCCGUCUCCACAGUCAUCAUCAGCGAGGCCACUGGUAGCCGCACCAUCCUCCACGCCUACAGCUUCCUGGUGGCUGACUUCAGGCGGCGGGGCGUGGAUGUGUCUCAGGUGUCCUGGCAGAGCAAGGGGGACACCCCUUGCUCCUGCUGCAUCGUCAACAUCUCCAAUGGCUCCCGUACCAUUGUGCUCUACGACACGAACCUACCAGAUGUGUCUGCUAAGGACUUUGAGAAGGUUGAUCUGGCCCGGUUCAAGUGGAUCCACAUUGAGGGCCGGAAUGCAUCAGAGCAGGUGAAGAUGCUGCAGCGUAUAGAGCAGCACAAUGCCAAGCUGCCCCUGGAGCAGCAGAUCCGGGUGUCUGUGGAGAUAGAGAAGCCCCGAAAGGAGCUGUUCCAGCUGUUCAGCUAUGGAGAGGUGCCUCUCUCCCACUGCCCACAGGUGUUUGUUAGCAAAGACGUGGCCAAGCACUUGGGCUUCCAGUCAGCAGCGGAAGCCCUGAGGGGCUUGUAUGGUCGUGUGAGGAAGGGGGCUACCCUUAUCUGUGCCUGGGCUGAGGAGGGCGCUGACGCCCUGGGCCCGGAUGGGCAGCUGCUCCACUCGGACGCCUUCUCGCCGCCCCGGGUGGUGGACACUCUGGGCGCCGGAGACACCUUCAAUGCCUCUGUCAUCUUCAGCCUCUCCCGGGGGAACAGUGUGCAGGAGGCGCUGAGGUUUGGUUGCCAGGUGGCUGGCAAGAAGUGUGGCUUGCAGGGCUUCGAUGGCAUCGUGUGAGAGCUGUGUCGCAGGAGGCGCCGUGCUCACCGUCCCUGCUGGAGGUUGGCAUCACAGGCUGCCGCCACCUCUCCCCUCCAUCCGGGCUGGCGUCCGGGCUGCCCUGCUCCCUGGGCAGAUGCUGGCUGUGGGAAGGACUCUGUGCAUAUCCUGUGUCCUUUAUCUGUAUCCUCACUGCUGCAGCUGCAGAGCCUCAAAGCAAAUAAAUCUCCUUCCCCAAACCA